Molecule: messenger RNA, 1572 nt
Organism: Lodderomyces orthopsilosis Co 90-125
Lineage: Eukaryota; Fungi; Ascomycota; Pichiomycetes; Serinales; Debaryomycetaceae
Gene: PDK2
Product: protein kinase
Exons: 1
Coding region: 1-1572 (523 amino acids)
Biological process (GO): regulation of glucose metabolic process; protein phosphorylation
Cellular component (GO): mitochondrion
Molecular function (GO): pyruvate dehydrogenase (acetyl-transferring) kinase activity
Source: RefSeq, a predicted model, not a curated record
AUGGGUACUGGUUGGGAGUUGACGAAAGCUUUAAAGGAGAAAAUAUUUCAGUAUGCUAUCUACAACCAAACACCUAUAUCGUUACGACAAAUGGUGCAGUUUGGCCCUACACCUUCCCCAGGGUCGAUAUUUCUUGCAUCCAAAUUCAUCGUUGAAGAGUUGCCGAUAAGAUUAGCUAAAAAGGUUAAAGAUUUGGAGUAUGCACCAUUAGGGUUGAAUGAAAGUCCAUCAACGAUAAAAGUAAAAGAUUGGUAUGCUCAGUCAUUUCAGGAGUUGACCGAGUUACCAAAACCAAAGAUUGAUGAGAAUUUAAAAAAGUUGUUGUAUAGUAAUAACGGCAAUAGCAACGGAUUCAAAGUUGACGAUCUCGACGACCAACCAAAUAUUCAAAAAGAAGUCCACAAAAUAUCUGAGGUGCAGGAGGACAACCCAGCUAUCAAUAACAUAUUCAGCGAUGAUGGUAUAGUGGUUCGGCAUCACCAUCACCAUCAAAAUUCUGAUCAAACUAAACUGCCCACAAUUACUAAAACGAGGAUACCGUCGAAGGACCAAGAGAAUACUACUAUACGAAGUGAAUCGCCCACCUAUGGUAUGACCUAUUUUCUGCCUUGUCCCACAAAUAUCGUAUGGCCAAAAGAAGUCUACGCGUACAAUAAAUUGGUGUUUGAAACUUUGGAAAAGAUUAAAAAGAGACAUGAUGCUACGGUAGCCACCAUGGCUCAAGGAGUUCAAGAAUGGAAAGCUAAAAAUAAAACUGUUUUUGUCAAUUCACAGAUUCAAACAUUUCUCGAUCGGUUCUACAUGUCCAGAAUUGGAAUCCGUAUGUUGAUUGGGCAACAUUUAGCAUUAAACAUGGCACAGAACUCACCAACAAAACAGCGGUUACUGAAGUUGAUUAAUGGGUCGGAAGGUUCAACAAAGAAACCCGGUAGGUCAAACUAUGUUGGCGUCAUUUGUACUGAUUGCAAUGUGGGAGAAAUUGCGGAAGAUGCAAUUGAGACUGCCAAGUACAUUUGUGAAGAAUUUUAUGGAUUAUUCGAGGCACCAGAGAUACAGUUGGUUGCUCCUCAACAGGAUAUCAAUUUCAUGUAUGUACCUGGGCACUUGAUUCAUAUGUUGUUUGAAACUUUAAAGAACUCAUUGCGUGCAACUAUUGAAUUCCACACGCCAAAGUUGAAACAAAAGUAUGUUGAGGAGAAUCCGGGAACAAAAUUAGAUGAAGUAGAUAUUAACGAUUUGGAAUACCCUCCUAUCAAAGUCAUUAUAUCUGAAGGUACCGAGGAUAUUGCCAUAAAAAUCUCUGAUGAAGGUGGUGGUAUCCCUCGUUCGUCAUUACCCUUAAUCUGGACAUAUUUGUACACGACUGUGGAUGAAACACCCAAAUUGGAACCAGAGUACAGUCAAACUAGCUUUAAAGCACCAAUGGCUGGCUUUGGUUAUGGAUUGCCCAUCAGUCGUUUAUAUGCUCAGUACUUUGGAGGUGAUUUGAAAUUAAUCUCAAUGGAGGGCUAUGGAACUGAUGUAUAUUUACAUUUGAACCGGUUGAGUAGUUCGAAUGAGCCGUUGCCAUGA